AUGGCAAAAGACGUUUUCAGCAUUCCCAUUUUCUUCAUUGUCUUCCGCGAGGCCCUCGAAGCAGUAAUUGUUAUCGCAGUUCUUCUUUCCCUCGUCGAAUCCAUCGUCGCAAGGCGUACCCCGUCCAUGACGGCACCUUCGACAGUCGACGAAAAGGCCGAGCCCAAAGUCGACGGCGAACAAAGCAGCAGCGACGAAAAAAGCGAUGAGAUUGACGAAGAGACUGGUUUGGAUCGUCAAUCCCUUGUCCGAAAACUCCGCUUGCAGAUCUUCCUCGGAGCCGGGGCCGGUCUUUUGAUUUCUCUAAUAAUCGGUGCUGCCUUUAUCGCGGUGUGGUUCACCCAAGUGCGAGAUCUGUUUGGAGCCAACGAAGAAGUUUGGGAGGGCGUGUUUAAUCUUGUUGCUUCAAUCUUAAUCUUCGUCAUGGGUCUCACCAUGCUUCGUAUGGAUACUGCAAGGGAACGCUGGAGGAUCAAAUUAGAACGUGCCUUUGCUGUCAAGACCGCCAAGGCUGACAAGGAGGGCAAAAGCGUGAAAUGGCUCCUCUUCACUCUCCCAUUCAUCACCGUCCUUCGAGAGGGCCUAGAGGCCGUGGUGUUUAUCGGUGGUGUCUCCCUUGGCCAAGCUGCGACGGCCAUCCCUCUAGCGGCGAUUGUCGGUCUUAUCGUUGGCUUGACAAUUGGAUUCAUCAUCUACAAGACUUCCUCUCGCGUCGGUCUGUCCAUCUUCCUCAUCGCUUCGACCUGGUUGCUGCUCCUGAUCGGAGCUGGCCUCUUCAGUAAGGCAGUCGGAAACUUCCAGCAGGACAAGUUCAACAAACUGCAAGUUCUGAACAUUGUUGGUGGCGACGUCGCAGAAGCUGGAACUGGGCCUGGGUCCUACUCGACCGAUGGAAACAUCUGGCACCUGAACUGCUGCAGUCCAGAAGACAAGCUCAGUGGCCAUGGAUGGGGCGUAUUCGCUGGUCUGUUUGGUUGGAGCAACGAUGGCAGUGUCGGCACUGUCCUCGCGUACAUCUUCUAUUGGUGGACUGCUAUCGCAGCUCUCGUCUUCAUGAAGUAUCGCGAGGGCCGUCUUGGAAAGAAGAAGGGGGCGGCGUAA
This is a messenger RNA of Serendipita indica DSM 11827, 1101 nucleotides long. NCBI's taxonomy places the organism in Eukaryota, Fungi, Basidiomycota, Agaricomycetes, Sebacinales, Serendipitaceae. The record is from the annotation of a GenBank genome assembly.